This is a messenger RNA of Thlaspi arvense, 2963 nucleotides long. Lineage: Eukaryota; Viridiplantae; Streptophyta; Magnoliopsida; Brassicales; Brassicaceae. The record is from the annotation of a GenBank genome assembly.
UUUCUCUUCUUUUCCUCUCUGUCAUCGGAACAAAUCAGUUCGUCAGAAUGCUCUCCGUUUGCUUUUCUCCGAUCGAAGCGACUCUAGCGAUUUUUUCCUGCGAAAAUUUUAGCUGAUUCUGGUACUGCAUAUCUGGAUUUCGGGAGGAAUUUGGCGUUUUUAGUUUGGAAAUUUCUUAAGAGAGAGAGGAAGCUAGGGUUCAGAGAUGGAACUGGCAUCUCAGAGUAUCGAUUCCACUCAGAUUUUUGACUCCUGGCCGAAAUGUCCCCCGUCUACGGAUGGUUAUUUCGACGGCGAAGCCUUCUUGGAUUCCAUCCUGAAAGACGACAAAUCUGAGUUUGUUUCCCACGCAAAACGUUUCUUCGUCGGAGGAGACUUGGAAUCCCAGAGAAGCGAGGCUUUGAAGCUGCUCAACGCUUGCUGCCGUUACGAUUCUCUCAGCUGCGCUUCAUCCGUCAUCAACGGAAACGUCGGAACGGUUCCGUACAUCAACGAUGUGGCUGCCGAUACGGGGCACUCGCCGUUGCACACGGCCGCUGAGGCUGACGCGCCACGGUGUGUCGAGAUGCUGCUUAAACGACGCGCUCGUACGGAUAUCAGAAGCAAGGACGGACUCGCUUUGCUUCCUCUGGAGCUAUCUCUCUCCAACGGCAGCCUGGAUGUGAGCUGGAAUCCAAAUGGUGACUCCAUUGGAGACUUGAUCCUUCUGCUUGGUGACAAGGACUUGACGGUGGUGAGACUGCUUGCUGAAAAGACCAAGGAAGUGCACGUUGUGGCACAUACAUACGCCAGGGCUGGUGCAAUAUCCCCUUUGACUGCAUUGCUGAUUGUAGCAAUUGACAAGAUCAGAGACGCAACUGUAGCAUCACAAGAUGAUGAUUCUGUGUGGACAAAACCGAAAACAACGAUCUACGAGUCUGUUAUUCAAGAAGCGCUGUGCAGUAACAGCCAGAAAAGAAUGUUUUUGCUUCGGGAGAUUGUGCUUCUUCAGCUCUUUGGUGCUGCAGUUUUUAGUGAAUCUGUGGAUAAGCAAACCUCACCGCUUUUCUCCAUUGUACAGGCAGGAGAUGAAGCUGUUCUUGAACUGAUUAUGAACACGGACAUUGAUGUUAACGAAACAGAUGCAGAAGGGAAUACUGUUCUUCAAUUCAGCCUAAAGGGAUCAUCUGUGCCACAUAAGCAGCAAACCAGAAUCAUGAACCUGCUUAUUGCACACGGCGCCCGAGUAACCCAAAGGAACAAGUUGGGUUUAUCUGCAGCCCACUUUGCUGCUGCAAGUGGCAAUUUAUCUGCACUUGAGGUUCUAGUUGCGGCCUACCCUGAGUUGGUUCACACCAAGACAGUAAUCAGAGAGACGCCACUGUUCUUUGCAGUGAAGAAUAACCAUCUUAAGUGCGUAGAGUUGCUUCUUCAAUGCGGAGCAAGUACAGGAAUUCAUAAUCUACGAAAACAGAGACCAAUAGAGCUGACACAGUCACAAGAUAUACGAUUCCUCCUUAACCCAACAAAUAUCAGCUGCUUUAGCAAAGAAACAGAACUUGCGCAGUUGCAUAGUGCUGCAACUCCAGCAAAAGGAGAUGGUGAAGAAACCAGUUUCGUCGGCAAUUCCGUGCCACCAUGGCUCAAAAAGUUCGCAAACUGGCUUCCUCGGUACCUCCGAGACGUAUCAGACAACUGGAGAGAAACUGGAUAUCCCCUCUCAUCACUCAAAGCCGAUUUCCGGGCUGUUUUUGGCAUGGAACUCGAUCAUGCCUCUCUUGGUUUUCCAAAGCUCAUCGACUUCAUCAAAUCUCUUCCAAAACUCUGUGAAAUUAAAUCCGUCCUCACAGGUAAAUCUGGACCAGCAACACACUGGGUGAUGUUACCCACCAAGUGUUCUCGGCUCAAAGGAAGACCUCCAGAGCCACUCAUCAUCAAAAGCAAUGACUCUCUCUCCCCCAACAAGCCGAAAGCCUCAUCACCUGCAGCUCUCAAAUUCAUACAACAAACACACGACUCUAAAACCUUGAAGGCAAUUCUCAACAAUGACUCUCUCUCCCCCAGCAAACCGAAAGCCUCAUCAACCCCAGAACUUAUAUGCAGUGGCAGCUUCGUACAACAAGCACAUGACUCUAAAACCUUAAAGACAGAACCAGAACCCCAACCUCCCUUGGCUGCAUCUUACAGCAACUAUCAUCAAUUAAAAUAUCUGCUUCAAAAGACAGCUUCAUACAGCAGCCACAUACAACGACCACAAGUAUCCAAAACCUUGAAGCCAGAACCUACCUUGGAUGCUUCCUACAGCAAUCAUCAUCCACUAAAACAUCCGGUUCUGGAAACACUUGCAAGGAUCAGAAACAACACAUCCAUGUUCUUUCUCCGCGAGUUCGACUUUUAUCAAAGCUAUGAGACGUGUUUAAGGCAAGGAAUGUGUUUCUGGUGCAACGAGAGCAUGCUUCUAUGGGCAAACUUCCCAUGUAGACACAAACUCUGGUGCAGCUCUUGUAAACAAAAGAUUACUCAAUCUGCAGGCGGGAGCCUUGAAGAGCACCACAGGUGUGUGGUAUGUGACGCCAAAGUCGAGCAUUUCAUCUUAUCUCCACCGUUUGGGUUCGAUCAUCACAGGCUUUCAAGUGGUCUCUCUAACGACGCUGAGUUAGCCACAUCGUUCCAUCAAUUUCUGAGUUUAAUGAAUUCGAUGAAGAAGUAACGGACCAUUUCAUUGCUCGGAUACGUCUGGGAGAUAGAGAAAGAAAGAAACUUACCCAACAAAACUAUUGUGUGGGUGAGUGGAUUUGACUAUAUUGCCUUUUGCUUAACAAAUAAACGAACCAAAUAAAUCAGAUGAAAGCUCUUGUUAAUCUCUUUUUAACAAGUACAAAGUACAUAUAUGGAAUGGCUCAUUUGUGGUGCCUGCCCUCUCUAUCUUAUCCAAAUUCCAACUAACUAAUAACGAACUUCUAACGUAUAAUACCAAUAACGCU